AUGGUCCCCUGGCGUGGUGACGCCGUUUGUACUUCGCGACGGUGUGAGCUGCACCACCCGGCUGCAUGGGCGGAGGGCGUGAUAACACGCAGGCAAAUCGAUGUGUCUAUUGACAGAGAUGGUGUCCGACACCCACUCCUCCGACAGUUCUCGCCCCGACUUGUUGCCGGCUCGCGCCAAUAUCCGCGUGUUGGCAAAGUCGAACUCAUAGCCUUCCUCCAGAGUGUGAGUGGCGACUUGAGAUAGUGGGUCGGCUCUCCGAACAGCCAGUUUGUGCUCAAGUAUUCGUGAGCUGAGACGUCGUCCUGUCUGGCCUGUGUAGUGGCAAGGACAGUCAUAACAUGGGAUUUGAUAGACUACGCCCGAUUGUUCAGUUGCAUGCAGCCGAUCCUUCAUCUUCAUGAUUCUGCUACGCAUUUUGACCACCGGAUGAUGGGCGAUGCCCACGCCUUACUCUGUCGCAAUGCGUUCUGUGGCCUCGGAUACAUAUUUUACAUAAGGUAGGAAGUGCCAAAUUGUUGGUGUCUCUCUGUCGUUUGUCCGUCGUGGGUGUGUACGUAUUUAGCGGUUGAUGGAACCGGUUGGAUAGCCGUUCCUUGCCAACUGGUCCCUGAGAUGCCGUGGUACUUGCAUCCCUCCUUCGGGCUCGCUACUAUGUGUUCUAACCCGGUUGAAAAGCGCCCGCACAGUCCCGUUGGUGCACCAGCGGGUGGUUGCCAUGAUAGCUGAGGACCUGGGUUGUGUCAGUCGUCUUUCUGUACGCUGUAGUUUUGAGUUUACCAUCAGAUGUGCCCAUGACGAGCACGUCAAGGGGGGGGGGCAAUUUCUCGGUCUCCUUGUCUUCGCUUGUAAAUUGAAAGUGGGAAAGAUGCUGUUAAACAGGUCAUGAAAACCCGACAGCCUGUCCUUCUCAAUGAUGGCGGGUGUAUCGUCCGCGUAUCGGUGCCAAAACGCGGGUUUCUAGUGGCUGAAAGCAACCUUUUCCAGCCGUUGUAGGACCAAUUCCGCAACCAGACUGUACAUUGGGGAAUCCAUGUUCCACGCUGGCACGUGGCGCAGCUCACAUCGCCGCGAACGACUAACGCUAUAACCACGCCGAGAGACCAUUAUGGGCCAGGCAGCACGAACAGACCUAGCCAUGUACGUAACUCCCCCUAUCGCGGCACAACGGCAUAAAUGUUCACCCGUUGUUGCCCUCUUACAGUCUCUGAUGAUGAACUCCUGUACGAGUUCGGAAGCUAGGAGCAAAAAAUUUACUGUUCCAGUGGUCAUUCGUUUGUCUUAUUUUAAACAAGAACCUGAGAUGCACAUAUUCUCUUCCAUUCGUAAAUCCGAUGUAUUCGGAUUUCCCACAACGGGCUGAGUGGUGAGGUUGAAGGUUGCAAACUAACAUUGUGAUGAGUUUGUGCUCAGGACAGAGUAUCGGGCUGCAGCGGACCAUUCUAAAUGUGGACCUUUACGGUAUCCUCGCAUAUAUGAGCUCCGUGAGCUCCCGUUAACCGUAACUUAGUAAAUAUGGGGUGGAGGCAGAUCGUGUGUGGCACGCAUAGGCUGGCUGAGUAGUUUUGUCGGCCACAGCGCCACCGUCCGCUUCCUAUUACUUUGACUUCGUCUUUAACUGGAACGAGGUCAGUUAGAGAAGAUUGUGCGGUGAAUGCAGUGCAAGUCCGCUCCAAGAUAAACGAAUCCGUGUGCGAGUUGCUGUUACUAGGACGCCUAGUGAAGCAGCGGUGAAACUCGCCUCUAGUGACGGUCGAACUGCUAAUAUAUAUUCAGUUUGAAGUCAAACAGCAUGACCCAGCAUAGUGUUCUUACGCCUCUGAACGUGAGAGUUGAUAGCCGUCACUGGUCCGUUAAUUGGCAGCUUUUUCAUCGCAAGUGACAAAAUUGGUCCUAGUACAAACUUUCACUAGCCAUACCAAAUUCAUCAAUUCUAAUGCUGUGUUCCAAUCAGCCGACGAACGGGUUUUCGCUGGCUUGUUGUCCUACAUAUAUGACGGGUAUAUCGUCCACGUAUCGGCGCCGUGGGUUUUCCUUUGAUUUGUUCGUAUGUUCAGCCAUCGAAAAUAAAAAAUAUCUUUGGCAGAAUGCAAAGAGCUGCAUUAUUUUCUGGAUCUUUGCGGCCCUGUCGUUUCGCCGUACUUUUCUUCGAGGCGUUUGCGUUGCACUUCGCGCGCCAAUUCUGGUAGGAUGGACGUGAAAAGUGAGACAACUUUAAAGAAUAACGUGAUUUGGUCGGGUAGGAUUGUUUUUCCCCGAAUGUCGGCAAGGAAUUGGGAGGCCGAAUUGACUGACGUCACUGAGCCCUCUCGGGGAAAAUUUAGUUUUCGGGACAUCCAUUUGGCUAAAUUGUAGGUGGGACUGCCUUUCAGGGCCACGAUUGGCCGCAGAUGAACGCUGAGUUUGUGGAUUUUUGGUAGUCCAUAGAACCUGGCCAACGCCAUGUCGGUUGGUUUUGUCUUGCGCUAUUCGUUAGACGAGUUUACAUUGUUGCGCCGGAGUCGGCUUAAGAGUCCAGUCAGCUGGCCAAUCAUCGAUUUGGCCUGAGAGGCAGGUGCGGACUUGUAGGGCUGUUGGUCGUCCAGGAGAGCUUGUGCCUUCUCGUUGUAAUCAACGCGGUUCAUCACAACGGUUGCUCAUCGUUUGUCGGCCGGUAGCACUAUAAUAUCUUUGUCCAUUUUUAAUCUCUUCAUUGCUUCUAUUUCUGCAGGUGACAUAUUGCUAGAGUGCAGAUUCGACAUCAGGAGAGACGUAACAUUUGUCGCACCGUUUGUUUAAAUUCAUCGGAAGCGUAAGUUCAUACUAACAUGGCCUCAAGUGUGGCGAUGAAGUCUGCUGGGCUGGCAUCAGCAGUGUUAAAAUUGGAUACGUGGCUCAACACUCUGAGUUCUGUUCGCUUAACUGCUUCGACGAUAAGUUGUGUACCACAUUUUGGUUGGCGUUGAUUUCGGAAUAACCACGUAAUGCCCAUUCUACUAACAAGUAGUACUAUGAAUAGUAUCAAAUGCAUACAUCGAACAUAUUAUACCGUAAUCCCGACAAAGGCACUGACUAAAAGCCCAGACACGGGUUUUGUCGAUAUAUAUAUAUAUGUAAGAAAAAAAGAAAAGAGCUCAUAGGAAAAUCGAGUUGUACCCGUGAAUUUUCAAGUUGAUGACAUCAACUGUCGCUCAAUCCGUCUAACGACGGAGUGAUGUCGCUAACGUGAAAAUUUACGUAUAUAACUCUGAUAGAAGCGAACAGGCGAGUCCCAGGUAGCAGAUCAGAAGACGAAGAUGCGAUCACUGGGACAAGAAGUUUAUUUGCCUGACGUUUCGGAUUCUCACUCGAAUCCAUCAUCAGAGACAUUCGCAGAUAGAGGUGAAGGUGGCACCAGGAGUGCAGUAUUUAUAGCACGUGGCUGCCGUGGGACCGUAUGCGCACUGCAAUUAACAGUUCUCACAAUCGCCGAUGGGGUCGUAAUUGAUGCGGCGGUGGCUUGGCGGUCCGAGUCCGAGUCGUUAAUGGCCGCGAUUUCGUCAUCCGUGCUCGAUGCUGGUGUGACGAUUGUUCGGCAAACUGGCUCACUGUCACCGUGAUAAUUGCUCACCCGCGCCCUCCCCACGUGACUGAUUCUCCUGCCCAGGGAAAAUCGCAAUAUGGAAUAGGGUACCGGGAGGUCAUUGUGUUUGUUGAUGGAUUGCGGGCCUGAGAACCAUGACUCGAGCAGCUCACGACUCACGCGGUUGUCACCCUUUGCGAGGAUUUCGGCCUCUUGAAAGUUGAAAAUAUGGCCGGGUCCCGUCGAGUGUGACGCCACCUGAGAGUUAGCGUCUCCCCGCCUCACUGCUGCUGCGUGCUCGGCAAGUCACGUACGGAGUAAUCUCCCAGUUUCUCCGACAUAAUUGCUUUGUCCGCAACUACACCAGAUCCGGUAAACGACUCCAGACGUUUCCUGCCGUGGCAGCGGGUUUUUUGGCCUCAUUACUUGGCGUCUAAUGGUUGCUUCCGGCCUGUGUGCAACCCCAACUCCAAGUGGAGUGAGAAGACGACUGACGGCUUCCGAGACGUUCUUUACGUACGGAAGAGCCCGCCAAAAUUUGGGGCUAGUUGGAUUUGGUCUCUGGUGUCCUUUUCGUAUGCACUGGUUGACACAGUUGCGCGGGUAGCCAUUGGCUCUCAUUACCCGUCGAAGAUAUUGUAAUUCAGCAACCUUAUCUUCCAUUUCACUGCAGUGCGUCUCAACACGCCGGUAUAGCGCCCUUACGCAACUGCGUUUGUGACUGAUCGGGUGGUUGCUAUUGAAGUUCAGUAUUUGCGUCGUAUUUGUCGCUUUCCGGAACACUUUGGUUUUUAGGCCACCACAAUCUUUGCGGCAGACGAGGACAUCCAGGAAGGCCAGCUGAUUGUUUUCCUCCUCCUCCAUCGUAAAUUGAAUGUCCGGGAAGACGGCGUUGAGUUGUUCUUUGAAAGUCAGCACCUGAUCCCGUUCGAUGACUACGAAGGUGUCAUCCACAUACCGAGCCCAGAAUUUCGGUCUGUGGUGUCGGAAAACCAGCGACUCCAGCGACUCGCGGCCAUUAACGACUCGGACUCGGACCGCCAAGCCACCGCCGCAUCAAUUACGACCCCAUCGGCGAUUGUGAGAACUGUUAAUUGCAGUGCGCAUACGGUCCCACGGCAGCCACGUGCUAUAAAUACUGCACUCCUGGUGCCACCUUCACCUCUAUCUGCGAAUGUCUCUGAUGAUGGAUUCGAGUGA
Messenger RNA from Spirometra erinaceieuropaei, 4741 nucleotides. Lineage: Eukaryota; Metazoa; Platyhelminthes; Cestoda; Diphyllobothriidea; Diphyllobothriidae. The record is from the annotation of a GenBank genome assembly.